Messenger RNA from Laccaria bicolor S238N-H82, 777 nucleotides. RefSeq lists its product as uncharacterized. The transcript has 4 exons. Bases 1 to 636 code for a protein of 211 amino acids. NCBI's taxonomy places the organism in Eukaryota, Fungi, Basidiomycota, Agaricomycetes, Agaricales, Hydnangiaceae. The record is from RefSeq and is a predicted model, not a curated record.
AUGAUCUUUGCCAGAGCUGCGGGAAGCAGUGCGGAGAAGUGCUGUCCAUUUCGCACAAUGUCGGACCUACUCACCCUUGUGUUCCAACCGGACAACCCAUGCAACACCACCAUCAUCGACGAAGAAACCGGCAAGGUCAUGUACCAGGUGGCAACAGAGCACGGGAAGAGUACCAUCACUCGAGUCAAGAACGCUGUUGGUGACAGCAUUGCAUCCUGGGAAUGGAGAGAUGUCCGGUCGGACAUCAUCACGCUUGGAAAUGGGACACCAACUUCUGUGAGCACCUGGCUGAAGAAAAGCCUGGUGCCCUUCAAGGGCACGGUUACAUUCCAAGACGCAUCUGGCCGAAACUUCAAGUGGAAAGGCAACGGACCUGGAAUGCAAUUUGAGCUUUACAUCGAAUCGGACAAAACUAGUCCCAUUGCUCAAUUCCGAAAAUCACGUCGGAUUGUUGAUCAGGUCGCAAAUGCUGGAAAGAAACCAGCCACGUUGACAGUGAAUAACAUUGGAGAGGAAAUUCUGGAUCUAGUCGUUAUUUCGUUUCUGGUUCUAGAGAAGGCACGGCGGGGGACGGAAACAUCAACGCUGAACCGAGCAGAGGGGGCAGCGUUUGGAGGAUUCAGUGCUGGUGUUUGAGUCACAUCACAUGACAAGUCACAGUAGCUACUUACCGCGUGGAUUCUCGUGGUGAGACUGCUUUCAGUGACCACCCUAUAAUCUCCCCGGCGAAACAUGUAAAACUAUUUUUCAUCGUUGUCGUUAAAAAACACCAAUGCC